Messenger RNA from Trypanosoma conorhini, 2685 nucleotides. RefSeq lists its product as uncharacterized. Gene Ontology annotation, biological process: regulation of gene expression. The record is from RefSeq and is a predicted model, not a curated record. The coding region runs from base 1 to 2685 and encodes 894 amino acids. NCBI's taxonomy places the organism in Eukaryota, Euglenozoa, Kinetoplastea, Trypanosomatida, Trypanosomatidae. Gene Ontology annotation, cellular component: nucleus. Gene Ontology annotation, molecular function: histone binding. The transcript has a single exon.
AUGGAUGAAAGCAUCAUUAAGGUGCCAUUUUAUGCCGCGACCUCUGCAUGGCGAAUGCAGGCGCAGCUGCAGGGUCUUAUUCGCAAUCACCCAAGCGUCAUAGCGAACAGUGGCCCCCUAGCGGCUCCUGGCACCGUCUUUACCACCGCGCGCUUGUCGCUGCACAAUACUGAAGGUGCACUAGCAUUGGGUCUGAAUCCAUUGGGUGCCGGCGGGAGCGUUGGACUGAUGUCCGUCGAGGGGCCCGAGCCGACGCUUCAAGGAGCAACGCACAUGCGCUGGUUGGACUUGCCCCCAGACGUCUGCUUGAGCAGCAUUGAUUGGUGUGAUGACCAUCUUCUCGUAGGCAGCACACGUGGUCGCAUUUUUAUUGCCAAGGCAGGGCCAUAUAGUGUGAAUGAGUGCAGUGGAACACUUGACCCCAGCGGGUGCUUGGUGUCUGGGGACACACAGCCUCUGGUUGGGGACAUCAUCGUUGCGCCAAGCAGCCAUGCGGUGUCGACGCUUGUGCGCAGUGUGCGGUGCAACGCCGAGGUGCGGGCCUCCAGUGUUGUUGCAGUGGUCGAUGGCCGUGCGAUGGUGUGGGAUAUGGAGGGGGAUGCGUCUCCUAUUCGGGCCUGGGCCCCAGGCGUGAGCCCUGGGGCAAAGAAUAGCAGUCAAACUGAGGUCCUGCUUUUUGCUCAAUGGGCCCCGCACAGCGACUCCGUUGUUCUCACAGGCAGUUAUGAGGGAAGCCUUCUUCUAACGGACACCCGAGCGAGUGACACUGAGGGAAGCAGUUUAUCACUGCCAAUGCGCCGUGGGUGUAUGGCUCGAUGCGCGGACUUCAACGCGUUGCUGCCGUUUGUGUUGGCGGCGGCAUCGUCCGACGGGACCAUCUCCAUCUUUGAUUGUAGGUUUCCUGAUCACGCCGUGCGCACAAUCUCGUCCCUUCAGGGCGAUGUUGCCUCCUUGCGUUGGCUCCGACUUCACUCGGAUCUUCUGGCAACCGGUGGCAUGGAUGGCACUGUGGCACUGUGGAACUUGCGGUUUGCCCCGACGCACUGCGUGGGGCGUGGACAGUACAAGUACCCCGUCGUUGACCUCGCCGCCACUGUCUCCUCCGUGGAGCAGCGCCUGUUUGGCGUGACUGCCGGCGGUGAGUUGACGCUGACGGGUCUCGCGUGUGCGGCCCUCGCAGAGCUGGCGCCGUCGGUGACCAGCCGCGUUCGCUCGCAGCACGCCGACGAGGGCACACCGCAUUUGCGGGAACGGGAAAAGCGAGGCGUGGGGCUCCUCUACGCGAGGCGACUGCGGGAGGCGUAUGAAAUUAUCACCGACUGUGCCAUGGAGCGCUUCACGCGCAAAGAGACAGGGGUGGCAAUGGCCCUUGUUGGCCUCACGGACGUCAUGGUGGUUCCAAAGUUAGACUAUAAGGAGAUGAUUGAGGAGAACACAGGGCAUCUUGUUGCUGUCGAGGCGGCACCCUAUUCACAGGCCCUCGAGGUGUUUGACGACCUCCUCACUCGUUCGAGCGAGCGACUCUGCAUGACGCUGCCGCUGGGAAAAGUUCGUGAUAUUACCAAACCCAACCCGGAGGAUCUCAAGAAGGUUGAGGCGCUGCGGCUUAACUUAUUGCUGCAACGCGUCCUUCACACCGGUGACCCCGAAACGGUUAUUAGUGGCUUACAGCUCUUCUCCGCCAAUGCCGGGAAUCUUGACCUUGUGGACACGGAUACCGCGUGCGGCAUUGCCAGGAUGCUGCUGAGGGAAAACUUUACGGAGGGAGAGGACUUUGUGCGUGCCUUUUUGUCGCUCUUGAUUCAGCAGGAUGGCACCGUCCUGGCCCCCACAUUGACACGCCGACUUUUGAUAGUCGUGCAGGAACCGCUGAUGACGGAUGGACUUCCGCCGCGGCAGGCGAAGCGGCGCGAAGAGCAGUUUUUGUCUAACUUACUGGCAGCUCAGGAGGCGGUUCGGGUACAGCUAACAAUCUUGGGUAUGGGCAUUGAGCAGUACCAGCAGGUCAUUGCCACGGUGAAUGGGUAUCAGAAGGCUUGCUUAGAAAAAAGGGAGAGUGGCAUUUUUGGUUGGCUGGGGCUGAAGCCUAUUCUGCUUUUUCUGCACUCUUUGACCGCAGAUUCCAAUUACGCCACCUUCUUUUGGGCCUGUGUGCAGUUAAUGGAGGCCUUUGCGAGGUGUCCGGGGUCGCGGCAGGUGGAGUCUCUUCUGUUUAACACAGUUGACCGCAUCCACAGCGCUGCGAAGCGCAUUCAGGAGCAGUUAGAGCAGGCCGCAAGCACGCCGCGUUUCUCACCGUCCGCAUUGCGUGAGGUGGGCGAAAUGAUUCAUGGUGCGCUCGACUUUCUCGUUGUGCUCCUCCGUGUUCAGCUUGAGUGCGAGAAUGUGGCGAUUGAAAGCGGCAUGUCGGAGAUCCCGCCUGUCAUGGGUCGCAUCUUUGACAUGCUCAGCACGGCGUCCUCCGACCUGCUGGAGGCCUGGGCGACGCUGCUCGAGAAAUUGGAGGAGUGCACGAUGCGGGAUCUCGUGCGGAAGUGUUGCCUCGGCGUGGUGCGGAACUUCUCCCUUCAAAUUGAGGAGCUGAUGACGGUCUCCGCCAAGAAGGAAGAUGAUGAGACGUUGAAUGAGAUUCUCGACACCUGCUACGAUUUUAUUGACACGACCGUCAAGGGCGACGACGACUGA